CCAGUAACACUACCCCUCAUUGUUAAAUAAAUUUUCGUCGAGUCAACAUGAAAAUUCUUCCCUAUAGUUUCAUGAUACUCGAGUACUUCGGCGGGUGGAAACCACUCGAGUGGAGCACCAGUAGAAAAGGAACGUUAUAUAAUAUAUAUACUUUAACAAUCGCCUUAACAUUGGUUACUUUUUGCAUAUCUUGUAUAAUAGAUUUAUUUCACACUACAAAUUUCGAGGAUACUGUUCAAAAUAUGUCGAUGUCAUUAACAUUUAUAAUCGGCUGUUCGAAACUGAUUCUUCUUAAUGUGAAGCGUAAUGAAAUAUUAGAUGUCUUACAAUUAUUCGACACAAAUAUUUGCAGAGUGACAUGCGCUGAAGAAGCUAACAUUCAAUUAAAGUACGAUAAAAAAGCAAAGGAUCUCGUCAAAAAGUAUGGAGGUUCAGUGUGUAUUGCAGUAGUUAUUAUAAACAGUGCUUCGGUACUCAAUAAUAUUCCGACAAAAACACUUCCGAUCAGUGGCUGGUUCCCUUAUCGCCAUACCAACAGUAGUGGAUUUUGGGUCGCAUAUUUUCACCAAAUGAUCGCGCUUUCUGUAACCUCCAUGAUUGCAUUCUCAUUUGACACAGUUGUGUACGGUGUUUUUUUACGAAAUUGUAGUCAGUUGCAAAUUUUAAAAAAUCGUCUAGAGAAUUUUGUGGAAAUACUUAAUGAAGGGAAACUAAAUAACACAACUAAUGGAUCGAUUUGCACAAUAAGAGAGAGUGAACGUCAUCUUAUUAAGCAAUGCAUUCAUCAUCACUGGAUUAUUUUACAGUUCUCCCAACAGUCCAAUGAUUUAUUUGCCCCGAUAAUAUUUAUCCAAUACUCUUUUAGUUCUCUGAUACUUUGUCUGAUCCUUCAAUCAUCAACGAAGCUUGUUUUUAUGAGUCCUGAGUUUAUAUUUAUGGUCAUAUAUCUUGGAUGUAUGUUGUUGCAAAUAUUUUUAUUUUGUUGGUAUGGCAAUGAAGUAACACGAGAGAGUUCAGGAAUACAUUUAGCAAUUUACAACAUGGAUUGGCAAGUUCUGACUACUAGAAGUCAAAAAGAUUUGUUGAUAAUGAAGACCCGGGCUAUUUUACCAAUUAGAUUUACCAGCGGUCAGUUAAUAGAACUUUCAUUAGAUUCCUUCACUAAACUCAUUAAAUUUUCUUACUCAGCGUACAAUCUUCUUCAUCAAAAAUAUUUUUUCCCUAAGAAAGUCAACAUGAAAAUUCUUCCCUACAGUUUCAUGAUACUCGAGUACUUCGGCGGGUGGAAACCAAUCACGUGGAGCACAAGUAUAAAGGGAAAGUUUUAUGAUAUAUAUGCAUUGACUAUCAACUUAACAAUGGUUACUUUUUGCAUGUCUUGUUUAAUAGAUUUAUUUGACACUACAAAUUUCGAGGACAUUGUUCAAAAUAUGUCAAUGUCAUUAACAAUUAUCAUCGGCUGUUUGAAACUGUUUCUUCUUAGUGUGAAGCGUAAUGAAAUAAUAAAUGUCUUACAAUUAUUCGACACAAAUAUUUGCAGAGUGAGAUGCGCUGAAGAAGCUAACAUUCAAUUAAAGUACGAUAAAAAAGAAAAGGAUCUCGUCAAAAAGUACGGAGGUUCAGUGUGUAUGGCAGUAUUCCUAAUACAAAGUGCUUCGGUACUCAAUAAUAUUCCGACAAGAACACUUCCGAUCAAUAGCUGGUACCCUUAUCGCCAAACCAACAGUAAAGGAUUUUGGGUCGCAUAUUUUCACCAAACGAUCGCGAUUACUGUAACCGCCAUAAUUGCAUUCGCAUUUGACACCGUUGUGUACGGUGUUUUCUUACGAAGUUGUAGUCAGUUGCAAAUUUUGAAAAGUCGUCUAGAGAAUUUUGUGGAAAUACUUAAUGGAGGAAAACUAAAUAAUAAAACUAGUCAAUUGGUUUUCACAAUAAGAGACAGCGAACGUCAUCUUAUUAAGCAAUGCAUUCAUCAUCACUGGAUUAUUUUACAGUUUUCCCAACAGUCCAAUGAUUUAUUUGCCCCGAUAAUAUUUAUCCAAUACUCUUUUAAUUCUUUGGUAAUUUGUCUGACCGUUCAAUCAUCAACGAAGCUUGUUUUUAUGAGUCCUGAGUUUAUAUUUAUGGUCAUAUAUCUUGGAUGCAUAUUGUUGCAAAUAUUUUUAUUUUGUUGGUAUGGCAAUGAAGUAACACUAGAGAGUUCAGAUAUACAUUUAGCAAUUUGCAAUAUGGACUGGCAAGUUUUGACAUCUAGAAGUCAAAAAGAUUUGUUAAUAAUGAAAACUCGGGCUAUUUUACCAAUUAGAUUGACCAGUGGUUACUUAGUUGAACUUUCUUUAGAUUCAUUCACUAACCUCGUUAAAUUUUCUUACUCUGCGUACAAUCUUCUUCAUCAAAGAAUAAAUUUUCGUCGAGUCAACAUGAAAACUCUUCCCUACAGUUUCAUGAUACUCGAGUACUUCGGUGGAUGGAAACCACUCAAGUGGAGCACAAGUAUAAAGGGAAAGUUAUAUGAUAUAUAUACACUUAUAAUUACCUUAGCAUUGGUCACUUUUAGCAUGUCUUGUAUAAUAUAUUUAUUUUACACAACAAAUUUCGAAGAUAUUGUUCAAAAUAUGUCAAUGUCAUUAACAUUUAUAAUCGGCUGUUCGAAACUUAUUUUCUUAAAUGUGAAGCGUAAUGAAAUAAUUAAUGUCUUACAAUUAUUGGACGUGAAUAUUUGCGAAGUCAGAUGUGCUGAAGAAGCAAACAUACAAUCGAAGUACACAAAAAUAGAAGAGGAUCUCGUCAAAAAGUACGGAGGUUCAGUGUGUGUUGCAGUAUGCGUUAUACAUAGUGCUUCGGUACUCAAUAAUAUUCCGACAAGAACACUUCCGAUCAAUAGCUGGUUCCCUUAUCACCAUACCAACAGUACUGGAUUUUGGGUCGCAUAUUUUCAUCAAAUAAUCGCACUUUCUUUUACCUCUAUGCUUGGAUUCUCGUUUGACUCCGCUAUUUACGGUGUUUUCUUACGAAAUUGUUGUCAAUUGAAAAUUUUGAAAAAUCGCCUAGAGAAUUUCGUAGAAAUUAUUAAUGGAGAGAAACUAAAUAACAAAACUGAUGGAUUGGUUUUCACAAGAAGAGACAGCGAACGUCGUCUUAUUAAGCAAUGCAUUCAUCAUCACUGGAUUAUUUUACAUUUUUCAGAACAGUCCAAUGAUUUAUUUGGCCCGAUAAUAUUCAUUCAAUACUCCUUUAGUUCUCUGAUACUUUGUCUGAGCGUUCAAACAUCAACGAAGCUUGUUUUUAUGAGUCCUGAGUUUAUUUCUAUGAUUCUUUAUCUUGGAUGUAUGUUAUCGGAAAUAUUUUUAUUCUGUUGGUACAGCAAUGAAGUGACACAAGAGAGUUCAGGAAUACCUUUAGCAAUAUACAAUAUGGAUUGGCAAGUUCUGACAACUAGAAGUCAAAAAGAUUUGUUGAUAAUGAAGACCCGGGCUAUUUUACCAAUUAGAUUCACCAGUGGACACUUAAUAGAACUUUCUUUAGAUUCGUUCACUAAACUCGUUAAAUUUUCUUACUCGGCGUACAAUCUUCUUCAUCAAAAAUAGUUUAAAUUAUAAAAAAAUUAUCAGUAUUACAUUAGGUAUUAGUAUUUAGCAACACAUCGAUUAAAAGUUAAUUAAUCAAGAUAUGAACCUAAAGUUUUCAUUACCCUAGCAGACCUGAUUUACCGUAAAUGACUGUGAAUCUUCCGUAGAAUACGGGCAGAUUUACCGUAAUUUACGGCAAGCUACGGUAGAUUUACAGUAAAUGGGUUAAUUUCGGUGGGUUUGCCGUAAAUUACGGCAAAUCUCCCGAAUUUUACGGUAACUUACCGUAUUCUGUGGCAUUUUUACCGCAAAUUUACCGCAAAAUACGGUAAAUCUACCGUAAAAAUUCGGGUGGAUCACUGAAUUACCGUAAUUUACAGUGGAGUACAGUAUUUUACGGUGGAUUACCGUAAUUUGGGUCCGUUAGGGUAACUUAUAAACUACCAUGACAAAAUCUAAUAGAAGUUCUCCAGGAAGAAAAAAUAUGGAAUCUCUCAAACAUGUUUGAUUAUAUGUUUUGCCUAAA
Microplitis mediator is the source of this 4095-nucleotide messenger RNA. RefSeq lists its product as uncharacterized. Gene Ontology annotation, cellular component: plasma membrane. Gene Ontology annotation, biological process: detection of chemical stimulus involved in sensory perception of smell; sensory perception of smell. Gene Ontology annotation, molecular function: olfactory receptor activity; odorant binding. Bases 48 to 3587 code for a protein of 1179 amino acids. Lineage: Eukaryota; Metazoa; Arthropoda; Insecta; Hymenoptera; Braconidae. The transcript has 16 exons. The record is from RefSeq and is a predicted model, not a curated record.